This is a messenger RNA of Argentina anserina (silverweed cinquefoil), 828 nucleotides long. RefSeq lists its product as uncharacterized. NCBI's taxonomy places the organism in Eukaryota, Viridiplantae, Streptophyta, Magnoliopsida, Rosales, Rosaceae. The coding region runs from base 1 to 828 and encodes 275 amino acids. Gene Ontology annotation, molecular function: protein binding. The record is from RefSeq and is a predicted model, not a curated record. Gene Ontology annotation, biological process: spliceosomal complex assembly; mRNA splicing, via spliceosome. The transcript is spliced from 2 exons. Gene Ontology annotation, cellular component: post-mRNA release spliceosomal complex; U2-type catalytic step 2 spliceosome; Prp19 complex.
AUGUCCGUGCAACAUAGGUAUGAGGUAGAGGUCGGCUUUAAUCCUCAGAAUCACAAGGCCUGGCUCGCUUACAUAGGGCUAGAAGAAGAUGCUGGUGCUAAUAAGAACCGAAUCAGAGAUCUGUUCCGGCGAGCUAUAGCUAUUGUUCCUCCGGUGAGGCCAGAGUUCUAUUACUGGGAAAGGAAGCGGCUCUGGCGGUACUAUGUCGAGUUGUGGAUAUAUUACGCAACUUAUGAGGAGGGACAUGGAGGAGACGCAGCACAAGUGUAUGAGCAGUGCCUUGCAGUGAUUCCACAUGAUCAGUUUUCAUUUGCAAAGUGUGGCUUCGCGCUGCCGGUUUGGAGCUACGACACCGGAAAAGUCUCAAGGGUUUGGGUCAGGUACGCAGAGUUUGAGAGAGGAUUGGGGGAGACGGAACGAGUGAGGGCUCUUUUCGAACUAGGCAUUGUUUGCUCGGAGCUCUAUCCUGAACUGGUGUGGAAAUCAUACAUUGAUUUUGAAGCCUCUGAGGGGAGAACUGAGAAAUCUAGACAACUAUAUGAGAGACUACUAGACCACGCAAAGCAGCACGUCAGGGUUUGGGCCAGUUAUGCAAGGUUUGAGGCACAAGUGAACCAUUCUGUUGAGAAUGCUAGGAUGGUUUUCAGAAGAGCUGCUCCCUAUUAUGUUGCUUGGAAUGAGUUUGACAGGGAUAUCCUGCGAAAACAAUGGUUGGAUGUUGAAGCUAGCUUUGGGGAUCUGGGUGAUGCUGGCCUAGUCGAUUCUCACUUGCCAAAACUCAAACGAAGUCGAAGUGAGGAAUUCUUCGUCAUAGACGACGAAAGUUGA